Messenger RNA from Trichomycterus rosablanca, 705 nucleotides. RefSeq names its product mamu class II histocompatibility antigen, DR alpha chain-like. Gene Ontology annotation, biological process: antigen processing and presentation; immune response. The record is from RefSeq and is a predicted model, not a curated record. Gene Ontology annotation, cellular component: membrane; MHC class II protein complex. Lineage: Eukaryota; Metazoa; Chordata; Actinopteri; Siluriformes; Trichomycteridae. Bases 1 to 705 code for a protein of 234 amino acids. The transcript has 4 exons.
AUGAAAUUCUACAUGAUUUUAUUUACACUGGUGUGUGUGAGGGCUCAGAUUAAACAUGAACACAUGUUAAUAUCAGCGUGCUCAGACACAGAGAAGGAAUUUAUGUAUGGGAUUGAUGGAGAGGAGAAUUAUUACGCAGACUUUGUAAAGCAGAAGGUGGUGAACAUGCAGCCUCCAUUCGCUGAUCUGGGUGAGUUACAGGAUAUGUACGAGCAAGCCGUUGGAGCAAUGGAGCUCUGCAAACAAAACUUACAAAUGGUGAAAAGCUUGUAUAAGGACCGGCCUGUACCACAGGAUGUGCCGCAAAACUCCAUUUAUUCCAGAGAUGAUGUACAGGUGGGUUCAAAAAGCAUCCUCAUCUGCCACUCAGCUCGUUUCUUUCCUCCAUCCAUUCACAUUUACUGGACCAAGAAUGGUGAGAAUGUGACAGACGGUGCUGAACUCAGCCAGUUUUACCCAAAUGAGGAUGGAACCUAUAACGUGUUUUCCCACCUGAGCUUCACUCCAGAGGAAGGAGACGUUUACACAUGUACAGUACAGCACAAAGCCCUGCAGAUGCCUGACACCAAAACAUGGGAGGUUGAUGUUGAUGUUAAGAUUCCCAGUAUUGGUCCGUCUGUAUUUUGUGGAGUUGGUCUGGCUCUUGGGCUGCUUGGAGUCGCUACAGGAACUUUUUUCCUAGUCAAAGGAAACCAGUGCAACUAA